AUGUCGGACUUUCCACCAAAUUUGAGCAUACGGCCAUUGACUGUAGAAGAUGUUGACAAGUGCGUGGAGCUAGAGGCCAGGGGAUUCCCGGAACAUGAACGCGCUGCUCGUGAAAAAAUCGAGUAUCGACUCACCGUGUGUCCCGAGUUGUGUUCGGGCUUAUUCAUCAGAGAAUACAACUAUAAAUACAACGCUAUAAAUCUCCCGGAGGUGGCGGAGAAGCGGGAAAAGGAGCAUGACGACGAGAGCUCCGGAAAAGACGAUUUGGACGAACUUCCUCCCACUUCGUCGGUGGUGAGUGAGACGUUAAUCGGUCAUAUUUUGGCCACCAAGAUUCAUUCUAACCGUAUAACCGAAUCGUCGAUGGCGUUGCCAAGUGACAAUGACAAGAACGCAGGGCACCAGGAGAGCUCGAGGUACGUGGGAAUACAUGCUUUGGUGAUCGAUCCUGAUUGGCAAGGUAAUAACUUGGGGACGUUAUUGAUGCACGAUUACAUCCAAAAACUUUCCAACCAGGACUUGGGCGAUAAGGUGGUGAUCAUUGCUCACAAGGAAUUGGUGCCAUUCUACGAAAAGAUCGGAUUCAACGAUCACGGCCAUAGCGAAUGCAAGUUUGCCGGCGAAACAUGGCAUGAUUUGACCAUCGACUUGAUACCUGAAGAGGAAGAUUAG
Messenger RNA from Meyerozyma guilliermondii ATCC 6260, 672 nucleotides. Its product is annotated as polyamine acetyltransferase. Gene Ontology annotation, molecular function: aralkylamine N-acetyltransferase activity. Bases 1 to 672 code for a protein of 223 amino acids. Gene Ontology annotation, cellular component: cytoplasm. The transcript has a single exon. NCBI's taxonomy places the organism in Eukaryota, Fungi, Ascomycota, Pichiomycetes, Serinales, Debaryomycetaceae. The record is from RefSeq and is a predicted model, not a curated record.